Molecule: messenger RNA, 2619 nt
Organism: Marmota flaviventris (yellow-bellied marmot)
Lineage: Eukaryota; Metazoa; Chordata; Mammalia; Rodentia; Sciuridae
Gene: Me2
Product: malic enzyme 2
Biological process (GO): pyruvate metabolic process; malate metabolic process
Cellular component (GO): mitochondrion
Molecular function (GO): NAD binding; malate dehydrogenase (decarboxylating) (NADP+) activity
Source: RefSeq, a predicted model, not a curated record
GCCGCUUUCCUGGCUACCUCGGAACGUGGGGGCCGCCCAGGCCAGUGCAAGCCAGAGGUGGUGCAGGCUUCAGAAACUCGGAGCUGAGAAGGGCCGGGCGGCGCCGGGGCUGAGCAUCGCGGAGCGAGCUGCAGGGCCGCGGCCUCUCCGACCGAAGCACCACCUGUCGCUGGGUGAAACGUCUGGUGAAAGAAAAAGAUGUUUUCCCGGUUAAGAGCAGUUGCCACUCCUUGUUCGGUGGCAUGUCGUCAUUUGCACAGGAAAGAGAAAGGCAAGCCACUCAUGUUGAAUCCAAGAACAAACAAGGGAAUGGCAUUUACAUUACAGGAACGACAAAUGCUUGGUCUUCAAGGACUUUUACCUCCUAAAAUAGAGACACAAGAUAUUCAAGCCUUACGAUUCCAUAAAAACUUGAAAAAAAUGAAUAGCCCUUUGGAAAAGUACAUCUAUAUAAUGGGAAUACAAGAAAGAAAUGAGAAACUGUUUUAUAGAAUACUACAAGAUGAUAUUGAAAGUCUAAUGCCAAUUGUAUAUACACCAACAGUUGGUCUUGCCUGUUCCCAGUAUGGACACAUCUUUAGAAGACCCAAGGGAUUAUUUAUUUCAAUCUCAGACAGAGGUCAUGUUAGAUCAAUUGUGGAUAACUGGCCAGAAAAUCAUGUUAAGGCUGUUGUGGUGACUGAUGGAGAGAGAAUUCUUGGUCUUGGAGAUUUGGGCGUCUAUGGAAUGGGAAUUCCAGUAGGAAAACUUUGCUUGUACACAGCUUGUGCAGGAAUACGGCCUGAUCGAUGUCUGCCUGUGUGUAUUGAUGUGGGAACUGAUAAUCAAGCACUCUUAAAGGAUCCAUUUUACAUGGGCUUGUAUCAAAAACGAGAUCGUUCACAGCUUUAUGAUGAUCUGAUUGAUGAGUUUAUGAAAGCAAUUACUGACAGAUAUGGCCGGAACACCCUUAUUCAAUUUGAAGACUUUGGAAAUCAUAAUGCAUUUAGGUUCUUGAGAAAAUAUCGAGAAAAAUAUUGUACCUUCAAUGAUGAUAUUCAAGGGACAGCUUCAGUAGCUCUAUCAGGUCUUCUCGCAGCCCAAAAAGUUAUUAAUAAACCCAUCUCAGAACACAAGAUUCUAUUUCUUGGAGCAGGAGAGGCUGCUCUUGGAAUUGCAAAUCUUAUAGUUAUGUCUAUGGUAGAAAAUGGCCUUUCAGAAGAAGAGGCACAAAAAAAAAUCUGGAUGUUUGACAAGUUUGGUUUAUUAGUCAAGGGGCGGAGUGCUAAAAUAGAUAGUAAUCAGGAACCAUUUGCUCACCCAGCUCCAGAAAGCACACCUGAUACUUUUGAAGAUGCAGUAAAUAUAAUUAAGCCUUCAACUAUAAUUGGAGUUGCAGGUGCUGGCCGGCUUUUUACUCCUGCUGUAAUCAAAGCCAUGGCCCGUAUCAAUGAAAGGCCUAUAAUAUUUGCAUUAAGUAAUCCUACAACACAGGCUGAGUGCACACCUGAAGAAGCGUAUACACUUACAGAGGGAAGGUGUUUGUUUGCCAGUGGUAGUCCAUUUGGGCCAGUGAAACUCCAAGAUGGGCGAGUCUUUACACCAGGUCAAGGAAAUAAUGUAUAUAUUUUUCCAGGUGUGGCUUUAGCUGUUAUUCUCUGUCAAACUCGACAUAUCAGUGAUAAUGUUUUCCUAGAAGCUGCAAAGGCACUGACAAGUCAAUUGACAGAUGAAGAGUUAGCUCAGGGGAGACUUUACCCACCACUUGCUAAUAUUCAAGAAGUUUCUAUUAACAUUGCUAUUAAAGUUACAGAAUACCUAUAUGCUAAUAAAAUGGCUUUCCGAUACCCAGAACCUGAAGACAAGACCAAGUAUAUUAAAGAAAGAAUAUGGCGAAGUGAAUAUGAUUCCUUGCUGCCCGAUAUGUAUGAAUGGCCAGAAUCUGCAUCAAGACCUCCCCAGAUAACAGAAUAGAAGCACUCACACCAAUAAAUAUUUCCCAUGCUUCAGGGAAGCUCCUUUUUUGAGAGAUGUUAUCAGAUUUAUGGUGUUUCUGUAUUUUUUUUCUUCCCCCACUACUUUACUUGACUUAUCCCAUGUAUGUCCAUGUCUGUUGGAGGUGGAUGUGUUGACUGUAUUAAGGUCCACCAAUACCCUACAAUCAACCAUAAUGCUUAAUGUCCUUAUUUGUAGCCAUACAACACCCAAGAGAUGUUUAAAAUGUGUCUAUGGAUGUCUUCACUUGUAUUUUUGGUCCUGCUUGCCAAAGUAUUUGUUAUUUACUGUUAUAGGUAACAAUCUUCCAUCAUCCGGUUAGUUCUACAAAAAUAGAAGUUUAUUUCUGUGGAUAUGAGGGCAAAUUUUGCAAAGCAGCCAAAUUUUAAACAAAAUUCAAAGAAAAUUGUCAGUAUGUAAAACUUUAUCUGCUUCAUUUUACCUUAUGCUCUGAAAUUCUUUUAUAAUACACAGAUCUAGGGAAAUAAAAUUUUUUCCCUUUUUCUUAUUUUCUGGAACUAAUCAAGGUUUAACUAUAACAUUAGGAGAGAGUUAUGGGAACUAUUAUUGCCUUUAGACAAAGCAGUCUUUUGCAACAGUGUGUAAAAAUGAUUUUUAUUUAAUAAAGUAAUGUCUUAAACUUAA